Lachancea lanzarotensis is the source of this 1347-nucleotide messenger RNA. It is a transcript of the gene FBP26, whose product is annotated as LALA0S11e04632g1_1. Gene Ontology annotation, molecular function: fructose-2,6-bisphosphate 2-phosphatase activity; ATP binding; 6-phosphofructo-2-kinase activity. The transcript is spliced from 2 exons. The record is from RefSeq and is a predicted model, not a curated record. Bases 1 to 1347 code for a protein of 448 amino acids. Gene Ontology annotation, cellular component: cytosol. NCBI's taxonomy places the organism in Eukaryota, Fungi, Ascomycota, Saccharomycetes, Saccharomycetales, Saccharomycetaceae. Gene Ontology annotation, biological process: fructose 2,6-bisphosphate metabolic process; fructose metabolic process.
AUGCCUGUCUACACGGUAUCAAAUGUUCAGAAUUUAAGAAUAUGUGUUGUCAUGGUGGGAUUACCAGCCAGAGGUAAAUCAUUCAUCUCACAGAAGAUUGUGCGAUAUCUUUCCUGGCUUUCCAUAAAGUCCAAGUGUUUUAACGUGGGAAACUAUAGGCGUCAAGGUGCUCCCAGGCCAAGCGCGGAAUUUUUCGAUGCUUCAAACGAGGAGGCAUAUAAAAUAAGGGAACAUGCAGUGACACAGGCCGUUAUCGACAUGAUGAAUUGGUUUGCAGAUGAGCAAGGCGUUGUGGCCAUCCUUGACGCGACUAAUUCAACGAGACAAAGGCGGAAUUGGGUGUUGAAGCUUUGCAGGGAGAACUCUAUCGAGCCGAUGUUCUUAGAAAGUUGGUGUGACGACAAUGACCUUAUCUUGAGAAACAUCGCAGACGUGAAGACUUCUUCACCAGAUUACAAGGGUGUGGACCCUGACGUUGCGACGGCCGAUUUCCUGGAGAGAAUCGCGAACUACGAGCAGGUAUACCAAGCGCUGGAUGAAGCACAAGACAGGGAUCUAACAUUUGUGCGAUUGAUCAAUAUCGCUCAGCAGGUUAUCAUCAACAAGGUGGAAACCUACCUGGAAAGUCGGAUCGUGUUUUACGUGAUGAAUCUGCACAUAAAACCGCGCUACAUCUGGCUGUCAAGGCACGGUGAGUCGAUUUACAAUUUAGAGAAAAAAAUUGGAGGUGAUUCAUCGCUUUCGCCCCGAGGACUUCAAUAUGCCAAAAAACUACCCGAACUAGUGCGUGAAUCUGCAGGUAACCGUGAUCUCACUGUGUGGACAUCCACGCUGAUCAGAACGCAAGAGACUGCUCAAGAUUUACCCUACAAGCAAUUACAAUGGAAAGCUCUAGAUGAGCUUGAUGCCGGUGUAUGCGACGGCAUGACAUAUGAAGAGAUUGAAGAAACGUUCCCCGAGGAUUUCAAGGCACGGGACGAAGACAAGUAUGAGUACAGAUAUCGCGGUGGUGAAUCUUACCGUGACGUGGUAAUAAGGCUCGAGCCCAUCAUCAUGGAGCUCGAGCGACAAGAAAAUAUCCUUAUCAUUACACAUCAGGCUGUUUUGAGGUGUAUCUAUGCGUACUUCAUGAAUGUGCCCCAGGAAGAAUCGCCGUGGAUGUCAAUUCCACUUCACACCUUAAUCCGGCUCGAGCCUCGCGCCUAUGCGACUCAUGUAACAAAAAUCAAAGCAGACAUUCCCGCUGUGAGUACGUACAAGGGAAAGGGGACUAGUCAAGUCGGGGAAAGCGACUCAAAUCAAAGAAAAUCGGCUCAUGCGCUAAUAGAUUCAGACAGUAAAAAAUAA